Molecule: messenger RNA, 468 nt
Organism: Paraglomus brasilianum
Lineage: Eukaryota; Fungi; Glomeromycota; Glomeromycetes; Paraglomerales; Paraglomeraceae
Source: the annotation of a GenBank genome assembly
AUGGGCGAUGACAUAUUUGGAACCAUGUUCCGCCCUGUCUUCCUGUAUUUUUAUUUUGUUCACACUAAUGUCACGUUGAGACAAGGAAAUAGGUUAAGAAAUGAAUCAAGCCAUCCUGGUGCUUUAUGUGGAAAUAUUGGGUGUGGGAGAUGCCAAGAAAAACAUGCGUAUAGUCGUUACGAACAGACAUCGCAUUUGUAUUGGAAACACAGCUACGCUGGGGAUGGAUAUGUGCAUCGCCUUAUUCAAAACAAGUCCGAUAGAAAGCUAGUUAAACUAUCCUGUCCGAAUGCGCCUCCGCAAGUCCAGACACCACCCACCGAGCAAGCUGGACAGGAUAAAAUCGACGCUAUAGGUCUCAAGUAUUCAUACCUCUUAACUACACAACUGUCUUCUCAACAGACUUAUUACGAGGAAAAAGUCAACACAAUCACCCUUCAGCUUUCAUCUCUGUCAGCACAAGUCUAA